GCGUUUAUAGGUGUGCUAGUGCAUGCAGCGUGUUCUGUGUACCUUCACAUAGCGAUGCGUUUGACGUUCCAUUCCAAGUCGUCGUCAUCGUCAUAGCUCUUCGCAGGUUCCCCCAAGUCCAAGUUAGUAUUCGUCGUGUUGCGUUUCCAAGUGGUUCGGUUCGUCGCGUCACUGUCGCGUCGUCUUGUUGGUGGACGAUUUCUUUUUAAACGCAAAAAAGGAGGUCUCAAGUGGUGGAUAAUAUUGCACUGGGCUACCUCUGCGGGAUUCGGGGAUAGUGCGGAUCGUUUAUGGUCAAACCAGCAAGGUCAUUACGGAUAGGUACCUGCGACUUGAGUUUGUCGUUGAAGAAAAGUGAACCUACUUAAUUUGCAAGGAAUGUGCACAUUUUGCUGAAUAUAAAAAAAAUAGCGAGGUGUUUCAAUGAGUCAUAAGUGAGGUGGUUUUGAUGUUGAUGUGAAACAAGCAGUGAUGACCUCAUAUUGAAUUCGCGAGCUGAUUGGUGUUUCUUUCAACGAAAAAGUUACAGGUUGUUUCAAGCGAAGAAAUUUUCUGCCGCUUAGAGAGAAGUUACGUGAUGCAUUCCGAAUGAAAAUCCAGCGAGAUGGUUGCAAAGUGAUAACGUCGUCGUUUGUCUACUAGUGCGGAUGACGGUAGUGUGGUGCAACUCGAAAGUGUUCCUAAAUCAAGGCUCCCCCGUCUCGUCCGUGGUUGUGUGUUGCCGAGAAGCCGAGUACACGAAAAGGGGGGAAGGCAGCAGAAGGCUCUUGACGUGAGACCGCGAAGAAGCGACUACACUAGCCAGCCAGAGCCGUGAGUCGAGAGUGCGCGCAUGUGUGAAUGUAUUAAUUGGAUUAUCGUUACAGUUUUUGUGCCACGCUCAGGCACCUUUACAACGGCUCUCAAAAAACGUGAUGGCAUAAAUUAGCAUUUUUUUUUUCGUUCGUGUUUCUACACCUCUGUUGUUGUUGUUCCUGUUUGGUGUCCACGCUAAGCUUCGCUCGUUUUCCACGGUUUUGACCGUGGUGUCGUCGUCGUCGUCGUCGCUGUGCGUAUUUGUUCGUUGCUGGUUGUGCAGCCAAACACACACACACACACAAACACUCAACAACGCCACCGCGAGCAGCCACUGCCGCUAGACUCUAGGAUAGAUAAUCUUGUUUCCUCACCAAAGCAACCGCCAGCGGUAACCAAGCGCGAGUAAUUAGCGCACAUUGCAGCACACCACCGCUCGGGAGGACCGCCCCCCUCCCCCCACGUCACGGGUCCAAAUGCCCCUCUGACUGACUGAACCGAUGCUGCUUUCCCCGCCGGUGCGGCAAUGUCAGUGAACGAAAAACGAAUGCUAGACCGCGAAACGCUUCGUUCCGUUAUCCAGCAAUGGAACACGGUUCGGCUGGAUAUCUUUGCUCUCUCGGAGCCCAACGAGAAUUUGGAAUUCCACGGGGUAAUGCGAUUCUACUUCCAAGAUGAAGGCCAGAAGGUAGCCACCAAAUGUAUUCGGGUGGCAUCCGAUGCCACCGUGUCCGAUGUGAUUGAAACGCUGAUCGAGAAAUUCCGCCCGGACAUGCGGAUGCUGUCGCUGCCGAACUAUGCCCUGUACGUGGUGCAUGCCAACGGUGAGGAGCGGAAGCUCAAUCCGGACGAGAAACCGCUGCUGGUUCAGCUCAACUGGCACAACGACGACCGGGAGGGGCGCUUUCUGCUGAAGAACUGCGCCCAGAAGACCAAUACACUCGACAGCAUCACCGAUCAGCCGAGCUUCAAGCGGAAGCUAUCGAAGCGCGAGAAGAAGGAGCAGAAGAAGAAGGAAAAGCUCUCGAAGAUGCAUUCCAGCGGGGGUGCCGAUUCGGAGAACCACGUUGCCGAGAAGCUAUACACAGAACUCCCGGAAACGUCCUUCACCCGUUCCAUCUCGAACCCGGAAGCCGUGAUGCGGCGGCGUCGGCAGCAAAAGCUCGAGAAGAAACUGCAGCAAUUUCGCUCCCGGGACGGUGGCCCCGACACCGGAGGGACGUUGAAAAUCUACGGCGAAAGCCUUUGCCGCGACGUCCCGUACAAAACGCUGCUCCUCUCGAUACGGGACUGCGCUCAGGCCGUGGUACGGGAAAUGCUGGCCAAGUACGGCAUGGACAAGGUGGACCCACUGCACUACUGUCUGGUUCAGGUCAACAGCGACGGUUCCGAGUACAUCUUGGAUGACGACGAGUGUCCGCUGUCGAUACUGAUGAACCAUCCGACGUCGAGAGGAUCCAUAAUGUUCCACGUUCGCCGACGACCUGCCGAUUCGCAGCCGAGGAGGCGGAAGAAAAAGCCCCUCGGCGUGUCGAAUGGCGGCGGGAAUCUGGGCGGCGAUCGGGAAGGUCCGCAGCUGAUCGAAAUCACCCACAGUGGCGACGGGGGUCGGCGGGUCAAACUGGGCUCGGAACCGAUCGAGGUCGGUUCGGCAAACACCAAUGCCCUCCAGCUGUUUGGCCCCUCGAUCCAGGCACGGCACUGUCUGAUUUCGCUGCACGACGGCGUGUGCACGGUGACGCCACUGCACGCCGACGGGACCACCUUCGUCAACGGGCAUCACAUCCAGCAACCGACGAUAUUACAUAACGGCUCGGUGGUGAUGUUCGGUCGAGUGGCGUCCUAUCGUUUCGUCGAUUCCCCAUCCGACGGGCGAUACAACCUAGCCCUGUCCCAGUCCCAACUGGAUUCGGCCUGCCUGUACGAAAGUCGAUCGCCGACUUCACCGACAUCGUGGAACGAGGAGGAAAGCCGCCCGAUCAGUCCGGUAAGUUCGGUCCAGCCAAAGCCAAGCUUUUUGGAUACCAUCGAUGGUGGUGGCGGCGGAGGUGGUGCCGGCGGUAGCAGCGUCAACAGCAACAGCAAACUACUGGACCAGGCUCAAAUCACUAAACCACCGUCGUUCGACAUCCAGCAUUCGGGAGGCUCGCAACCUCCCCUGCCGGGACCGCCACACAUUCAUCAGACCCAGAACCUACUAAUGACUAGCGUGGAUUCGACGGACGCGGCUUCCAUGACUGGUGGCGUCGGCGGAGGAGGAGGAGGAGGAGUAGCACUGAAUGAUGACGUUAAAAGCAACGCCACCUCCGGCCCCGGUGCCGCCGAGUUCAACGAGAACGACCUCGGCAACAUCGAAACGGAAACGAAAUCGAUAUCGAGCCUGAAAUCCAUCGGAUCAACCCAGGACAGGACCAGCACAUUCCCCAAGCUGCAACCGUCGCACACGGCAGCGUCUAUCUCGAGCGAACCGGGCGGCCAGGAGCCAAUCCUCCCGGCUGUGCUCGAAUUCCCCGAACAGCACCAGGAAGCGUUCCUGCAGGCCGUCAUCAGCGAACUCGAUGUCAAUUCACCUAAUUUUAAGCUAGCUCCAGUGUACACACUCUACCUGUGCGCGAGGUACCGCGCCUCCACCCACUACCGUCCCGACCUGCAGCCAACCGAGCGUGCCCACAAGUUAACAGUAUUCCUUCAUCACGUUGCCAACCUGAUCCAGAACGUCGUUCAGGAGCAGUACACCGAUGCCAAAAUCCUGUCCUUUUGGAUGGCCAACAGUUCGGAGUUUUUGCAUUUCCUCAAAUCGGACCGGCACAUUUCGGCUUUCAGCGUCCAGGCGCAGGAAGUGCUGGCCGAAAGCGUGCAAACCGCAUUCCGCAACCUGGUGUCAAUUUUUCACGUCGAACUAUCGCAAACGCUGAACCAGUUUCUGUCGGAAAACAUCGACCACGAUUCCGCCGCCGGGCUGGUCCUAUCGGUGUUGGGAUCGGCCAUGGCACUGCUGCGGCGGUGUCGUGUAAACGCUGCCCUAACGAUACAGCUGUUCUCGCAAUUGUUCCACUACAUCAACGUGGUCUGCUUCAACAAGUUUGUCACGACAUCACACAUGUGCACCAGUGCCUGGGGCAAAGCAUUGAGCGAACGUCUCUCCCUGCUGGAACUGUGGGCCGAGAAGCAGGGUUUGGAACUGGCAGCCGACUGCCAUUUGGCCAAAAUCAACCAAUGCGCCCAGUUUCUGCAGGCACCGAAAACGUCGAUCACCGAAGUGCAGCAAUUAGCGUGCUCCUGUUUCCGGUUGAAUUCGCUCCAGAUGGCGGCUUUGCUGUCGCAGGAAACCAUCCCGCGAAAUUUGAUCGAUACAGCCGUACGGAUGGCCGAAUCCGUUGCCGACGAGCUGAGUCGAGCGGAUGGGCGUGAAAUACGGUUAGAGGAGUCACCGGAACUGCCGCUGGCUCUGCUACUACCCGACGAUGGGUUCAGUUGUGACGUGGUUCGAGGCAUUCCCGCCGGGCUGGUUGACUUUCUCAGUCCCUUCCAGAUGGCAAACAUGUGCCGGUUGGCAUCGCAACCCACUAGCAUCGGACUGUGGACGGUGUAUAUGCAUCAGUUUAAUCAGGGUCGCUCGCCCAGUGUCAUGUCAAGCAAGCUUCCGCAGCCGGAGAUCCAAAUCAUCAAAUUGCACAAAAAUGCCAACGGAAUGGGCCUAUCGAUUGUGGCCGCCAAGGGAGCCGGCCAGGAGCGACUGGGAAUCUACAUCAAAUCGGUCGUCACGGGUGGAGCAGCGGAUCUCGACGGUCGAUUGCAAGCCGGCGAUCAGCUGCUCGAAGUGGAUGGGCAAAGUCUGAUCGGAAUCACCCAGGAAAGGGCAGCGGACCAUCUGGUCCGAACCGGGCCCGUCGUAACGCUAAAGGUCGCGAAACAAGGUGCCAUCUAUCAUGGUUUGGCUACACUGCUGCAGCAGCCAAGCCCCGUCAUUCAGCGCGGUGGCAGACGAAUGUCCGAACGAGACAUGACACGCAUAGGCACCAGCGAUCCCACUAAACCACCCAUACCUUCACCCUCCGGACAGCAACUUCCCAACAGCAAAUCGGUUCCGGCCCUGCACCACGUUGGCAAUAUUGGUUCUACGGCCAGCAAAUCCCGUAGCAUUCACAACCUGGCGGGAGGAGCAAGUCAAGACCAGGGAUUCUAUCAAAAUCUCAGUGUCUAUCGUGCGCAAAAUCAGAGUCACCCCAAUCUGGGAGAAAGACCCCCAAUGCCUCUACAGACAUCACUCAACUCCCCGGGCGCUUCUAUCAGCAGCGGCAGUAGUAGCCACCAACAGCAGCAGCAGCAGCAGCAACAAGCCCAGCAGCAACCAAUUUUAAGCCGUCCAGCAUCUGCCUAUUUUAAUAGCAAUAACAGUACCAAUCCGAACAAUUUACUACUGACGACACCAACCAGCUCGAUGUCGUACGGAAUGCUGCCUCCCCAACAGCAGCAACAGCCACCUCUAAGCGGUAACAUCUCCCAUCCGAAUCUGGUGACAGCCACUUCCGGUUCGAACACCAUGGGCCCAAGUCGGCUGCAAAAGAUGCCACCACAGCAGCCGAUGGUCGGAAACAACUUUGUCCGCGAUUCCCAAGGGCAGCAGAGUCUCCGAUUGAAUCAGAUGAUGGCCCCGUCGAUGCCAAACAUUGCACAUUCCUUCCAGCACCAGCAACAGCAACAGCCUGCACCGCACCAGCAUGCCGCGCAUCACCCCAGUGGCAUUUCCGCCAGCCAGAGCAUGCAGAACGUGAACAUGAUCGCCAGCGGUGGGGGAUUCAGCUACCAAAACGGUAGCCCCAUGAUGUCCCCUCAGCUCUACCCUAACGAGCAACAACAGCAUGCCUCGCUGCUUCGUGGCCAAGCGAAGCUAGCAGAGAUGAACGAGCUUAUCAAACGACGCAAUCAAGCUGCACCUCCACCUCAACAGCAGCAACACCAACAACAACAACAACAGCGUCCCCAGAACGUCGAUUCUUCAAUGAUGCCAUCCCCCUCCAUGCAGCAGCAGCAACAGCAGCAACAACAGUCGCAACAUCCCGGCUACAGCGGUGCUAGUCCUCAUCCCAGUACUCCAAUAAGCUCCCACAAGCAGCUCCCUCCGACGACGGCUCCCAAGCCGCAGAUCCGUCCCGGAAUGCCCUCCGACCAAGAUCAGCCACCGCUUCCACCAUCAGCUACGCAUCCCAUGUUCAAAACCGUCCCCGCAAGCAGCUCCACUAUCGGGACAUACAGCACGUCCGAACCAGCAAAAGUCGGCUUCUAUCCACCGGCAGUGCCAACGCAGAACAAGAACGUGAUCGUUCCGGGAAGCAACCCAUGGGAACGCGAGGAAAAGGAAAAGGAAACCGAACUUCGACGGGAGCACAUCCGUGGUUGGCGCGAUCAACAGAUUGCCGAACUACAAAUCUUGUCCCACAGGACUCCCCCGCAGGAUGAUCUGCUUCGCACGCUCAUGCUUGAACGCGACUUUGAACGUCGCGCAAUGGAAGAAGAUCAGGACUUUGAUAACGAUUCCACCCCGUACGGGAAGGAGCCCACCGGAGUUCACGAAGUCCUACGACUUGCCCAACCGCAAAACACCAUAUCUGCCCCCUUGACCAAGAUGAAGCAAGUCGACAUCAAAAUGCCAUCGGUCCAGAACUCGGAAGCCUCUUCAAACGACGACCUGUCCGCGAAUUCAGUCGCUAACACCAUCGCCAGUUUUCAACAGCAAGUCGCUUCCGCUAGCUCUGCUAUCCAACCGAAGAGUAUUCUCAAACACAACAGCAGCACUCCAUCCUCCCCAUCGAAGGGAGCCGCCAAGUCGGCCAGCUUUGCCCAUCACGACAAGCAGUUCAAUCUGACCGAAAUCACCAUGAGUAACACCAACGCCAAUCAGCUGAUGUCCCAGAUAGCAGUCGACAUGAACCAGCUCAACAUUGCCGAUCGCGUCGACGAAGAACUCAACGAUCACCAACAAUCCACCAUGAACGGAUACCUUCAAGACCCCACCGCCGCAACCACCACUCAGAACAACAACACCGGAAUUGCGCCACCACCCCCUCCACCGGAACGGAACAGUUCCUACAUGAUCAUGCAACAGCAGAAAAUACGCAGCAGUGCCACCAAGCUUACCUUCAAUAACAAUAUAAUCACGAACGCAGAUCAGCAUCCGCAGCAGCAGCAGCAACAAAACCUCCUCAACAACAACAACAACAAUACUUUGGGAAGAUACGGGAACAAUCUGCUCACGACCACCACCACUGCCGGUCCAGCAAACUCCACGAACAACAACCUCCCAUCGUCGUCCAGCAGCAACAGUCUUAACAACAACAACAACAACAACAUUAUCAAUCCGAACAACCCGGCAUUCGGAUCGGCUGCCUACCGGGAUAACCGACGGGUUUCGUUCCACGAUGAAGAUGCGGCUGUGGCUAAUGCAAUGAACAACAACGGGAACGUGGGAGGAUUCGGCAUAACCAACAAUGGGACCAUGGGUAGCAGCUAUACCGAGGCGGGACACCUGAUCGGAAGCAGCGGCGAGCAAGGCGAGCUGGGAUCGAUCAUGGAGCGACCGGAUCCGGAUCGCUUCAUCGACGAAACCAUGCCGGCAAUGCUGCACACCCCGACCACCCCGGAAGCAGAAAGUUGGAACAUGCAGAUUCAGAUAACCCCGGGCGUCAUCGGUGCCCAGGAAGUCUAUCGUGAUCCCCGCACGCGUCGAUUGGCGGAACAGCAGCAGCGACAGAAGGCCGAACCCGUACCGGAGAAGCUGUCGUUUAAGGAGAAGAUGAAGAUGUUCGCCCUGGAAUCGGGUGAGAACAACACCCCCAAGGACAAGCUGAAGAUUUCCCGUGCCCAGCGGGACAUCGAUGCCGUACAUUGAGCGUCAAUUCCAAAUUUCCACUCAGUUAUCCAUCCGCCCCCGGAAUCACACGUUUAUGCCUUUUUCAUGCCUUUCCCCACUCACACACACACACACAUACAUAAACUCACCGGCUCACGCACUGUGCACAGUGCGUAAUUGUUUCUCGUAUAUUAGGCUGGUACGAAACGAAUCGGUAUUAAGUGGGUAGUAUUCAUAUCUUAUACUGUAUAGGGAUAACAAAACAAAACACACACACAUACACAUAGGACGAAGCUGUUUUCGUUUGGAGAAUUAUUUUGUGGACAAGGAAACAGUUGGUUUUAACAUCUAUUUAUCUAUUUUCUACUAGUGAACGAGACAAGCGAAUGGUGGUUUGUGUAUAGAUUUAGAUAAAUUGACCGAUUUGGACAAGUUAGUAGUUUUUUUUGUUGUUACUUCUUUAGAGGUGUAUAAAGAUGAAGUUUAACUACUAUUAAAGGAAAAAAAAAAACAUUUUGCUAAGCUAUUCUUGUAAAACAAAUUCUACAUUAAUGUAAAAUGUAAAAAAAGAGGGACGAAUUGAAGUGAACCCUUUAUUAAGCUUACUAACAUAGCACAUUAUGAAACACUAUGGAAAUGAUAAAACUUCACUAGAGGAACCCAUUGGACCAAAAACAAAGGAAAAGAGAAAAAUAUUUUCAUUUUUUAUAAAAUACCUUUUACCGCAAGAAGAACAAUUUAGGACACGUGUUAGAUUAGAUGGAUGCGUACAUAUUUUAAACAACCAACAGAACCAGAGCGACUAUAGAGUAUUUAGAUCCAGUUUUGACCUUAGCGAAGUUUAGGCGCGAUGGAGGGGAGCGCAAGUAAACUGUGGUAAUGUGUGGAACAACAAACCAAGAAACCUUUUCUAUGAGCAGAUGUUGAGAAGCGAUUCGUAUCGAAGUCCUAUAUUUGCAUAGAGUGUUAGCUAUUUUUUAUACUAUUCAACAUAAGUGACCUAACAAAAACAAGAAAAAAUAAUACGGAUAUGAUGAUAACAGUUUCCCUCCCUUCCCUCAUUCGAAACAAGUGUUGUUUCCCACAAAAAGCGAGCGGGAAGACUCGGUCAAUUUUUGCCUCCAAACGUCAAACAACAACAAACUAUUACAACUUAUAUUAGAGAACGUAUAACUGGUAUCAAAGUGUCACCUUGUGAAGUACGAUUACGAUUUGAUAGAUGUGUACUUUUUUCUUAAUUAAAAUUCACUGUAAAAAAAAAAAUAGUAGAAGGCAUUCAACUUGUUACAAAACUUGUUCCCCAAUUCUGCAUUUUAUUACUGAUACAUCGUAGAUCUAUGUGCUAAAAAUGAUUGAAAAGAGGAAAGUAUUUAAGUGAGAUCGCUGGCGAGCGAGUACACAGCGCGUUUAGCGAAAAGGAAGUAAAAUACAUUAGGGAUUACAUAAUUCUAACUAGGACAUUUGUAUUAAAUGAGAUAACAACAGUGAAACAGAACUUAUAUUGGACAAGAAGCAACAACACAGGCAAGUUUAAGGAAAAAGCGAUUUUAUUUGUUAUAACAUUUUUUAAUAUAUUUUCGUAAAGUCCAAAACCUUUGAUAUAAAUAUGCAAAUUAUACAAAUAGAUUCCAGACUACUUGGUAGGCAAAUAGAUUAAUGAGCAGCAAUAGUGCGAUUUAGGUCUUCAUUUCAUCAUUCUUUGACUGCAGUACAGAAAUUACACGAAACAAAUAACUCAGACACCUGUCUCUUAUAAUAGUCAAAACAUUUAAGCACCACCCCACCCACUGAGCACUUGCACUCACACAAGACAAGAAGCAGCUUAAUGCGACAGCUAUUGAUUAUCGAUCAGAACAAAUUAAUAAACUACUACUAGAACAACAACAAAAACAACAACAGCAACACAUUUAUCUCAGAAAGUAGCGUUAUCGUAUUAUAAAAAAAAAAACUCAUAAUAGUAGAUUUUUAAACAGUAACGAUAAAUUACAUUACAAUAACUAACACACUUCACUUCAAUGAGACAAAUACAUCAAAACAUGUAAAUGUUGAAAAA
Messenger RNA from Ochlerotatus camptorhynchus, 9698 nucleotides. RefSeq names its product canoe (gene cno). The transcript is spliced from 19 exons. Bases 1322 to 7684 code for a protein of 2120 amino acids. The record is from RefSeq and is a predicted model, not a curated record. Gene Ontology annotation, molecular function: cell adhesion molecule binding. Gene Ontology annotation, biological process: regulation of protein localization; signal transduction. Lineage: Eukaryota; Metazoa; Arthropoda; Insecta; Diptera; Culicidae. Gene Ontology annotation, cellular component: adherens junction.